Astyanax mexicanus (Mexican tetra) is the source of this 1138-nucleotide messenger RNA. RefSeq names its product tripartite motif-containing protein 16-like. The transcript has 5 exons. Gene Ontology annotation, molecular function: protein binding. NCBI's taxonomy places the organism in Eukaryota, Metazoa, Chordata, Actinopteri, Characiformes, Acestrorhamphidae. The record is from RefSeq and is a predicted model, not a curated record. Bases 1 to 909 code for a protein of 302 amino acids.
AUGAACAGAGACAUCAGUCCAAAUGUUUAUGGGGUCUGUUAUCUCUCUAUCACACCAAUUAAUCUUUCAUUAACUGCUGUCGCCAUUUUCCCUUAUGCUCAAUUUCAGACUCUCUCAGCUCCUCCUGGAUCUUCAGCAUCACCUGCUUUUACUCUCAGUCCUCUCAACACUUUUGAAGUUGUUAUAAAGUCUGUUUCUCAGCUGAGAGGAAAACUAGACGAAUUCUGGAAAGAGGAAUUUGAGAAGACAUCAGCUGCAGUGAAGGAAGUGCAGAUCAUUCCUGAACACAAAAGCAGAGAAGAGUUUCUGCAGUAUUCUUGUCAGCUCACACUGGAUCCAAACACAGCUUAUAAAUACCUCCUCCUGUCUGAGAGGAACACAGUGGUGACCUGCAGCACCACAGUCCAGCCAUAUCCUGACCAUCCAGACAGAUUUGAUAGAUGGAUUGAGGUUCUGUGUAGAGAGAGUGUGAGUGGACGCUGCUACUGGGAGGUUGAGUGGAGAGGAGAUGGAGGGGUUUAUAUAGCAGUGUCUUAUAAAAGCAUCUCCAGGAAGGGAGGCUGGGAUUGUGGGUUUGGAUGUAAUAAUGAUCAGUCUUGGAGAUUGUUCUGUGAUUCCUCCAGAUACACAUUCAGAUACAAUGACAGAGAAACUGUAAUCUCCGGAGUGCCCGUCUCCUCUAUAAUAGGAGUGUAUGUAGAUCACAGGGCAGGAACUCUGUCCUUCUACAGCAUCUCUGAUACCAUGACCCUCAUCCACAGAGUCCAGACCACCUUCACUCAGCCGCUCUACGCUGGGUUUAGGUUAAACCUUCAUACAUCAGUAAAUCUUUUACUUUCAGCAAAACAGAUGAACAUGCAGAACAAAGAGAAGAGCUGGAUGAGAUCAGAUAAGAACUGCAGAAUCUAGACUGUAGAGCUGAUCAAAUAAAGUUAUAAUAGUGCUGGGAGAUAUUGUUAAUAUAAAUAAUCAUAAUUCUGAACGGUAAUUACGUCUGUCCCAGAUUAGAACUGCAGGUACAUUUCCUGUAUGGAAAGAUUUAUUCAGAUUUAGCGUUAAAUAGUUUAAACCGUUUAUAUCAUUAACAGAGCUCACAGUAACAGAGUUCAUAUUUUAAACUUCAUAUUACAGAAUUUUA